Acanthopagrus latus (yellowfin seabream) is the source of this 1976-nucleotide messenger RNA. It is a transcript of the gene fam151a, whose product is annotated as family with sequence similarity 151 member A. The coding region runs from base 98 to 1930 and encodes 610 amino acids. The record is from RefSeq and is a predicted model, not a curated record. The transcript has 13 exons. NCBI's taxonomy places the organism in Eukaryota, Metazoa, Chordata, Actinopteri, Spariformes, Sparidae.
CUGCCUAUCUGUCUGUCAGUUGCUGUGUGCCGAUCUGCAGCUCUUUACAAAGAGAUAUUUGAGUCAUAAGGACAGUGGAAAGAUCAGGCAGGACAGGAUGGAUGGAAAAGAGGAUAGUGAGAGAGCAGAAAGGAAUGGCAGAGGCACAGAAGAAAAACGAAACAGGACGGGGCCACAGUCUAACAUCCAUGGUUCGCACUCAGGACAAAAGAGACAAGCAGGCCUUUAUCUGGGCGGUCUGACGAAAAACCAGCUAAUAAUGAUAUCUGUAGCUGUUGGACUUGUCCUGCUGAUCAUCAUCAUUACUGUCGCAGCUGUGAUGCUCACUAAAAAGUCAGGUUCCUCAGGUCCUCUUCCCUCAUUUCCUACCGGUGGAGACAUGCUGGACUACCUGAUACAGUCAGGCGAUAUCAGUGAACGUGACGGUCUGUUGGCUACCUGGUAUCACAGAGCCAAUGGCAAGGAGGAAAUGAAUAAAGCUCUCGCAAGUGAUGCUAUGAUUCUGGAGGCUGAUGUCACUCUGGAAGGUUAUGGGACAGCCAAUGAGAAGCCCAUCCCGAUCAUGGCCCACCCUCCUGACAUCUACAGUGACAAUACUCUGGACCAAUGGCUGGAUGCUGUGCUGGCCUCAAGAAAAGGAAUAAAGUUGGAUUUUAAGUCUCUGGGAUCCGUGGGUUUGUCAUUAGAUCUGCUCAGGCAAAAGAACAGCAGCAGAGAAAUAAACAGGCCUGUUUGGCUUAAUGCAGACAUCAUCCAAGGUCCCAAUGUCCCUGACUUUGUGCCUCCAGUCAAUGGAACCAGUUUUCUGCAGUUGGUUCAGGAGAGCUUUCCAGAUGUGACUCUGUCUCUUGGAUGGAAGGUAGCCUAUGCUCCUCCACUUUUCAAUCAAACUUACACCAGGCACAUGGUUGAAGAAAUGUUUGAUAUGAUCAAAGAUGUCCCGCAAAAGGUGACACUUCCACUUCAUGCCCUGUUGGCUCGCAGUGGCUGGCAGCACAUCAGCUGGCUCCUCAGCCAGUCAUCACGGUUCAGUCUGACACUGUGGCAGGGUUCAACUCACCCCACUGUCAGCGAUCUGCUCUUCGUCCGUGACAACAGCCACCCUGCCCGAGUCUACUAUGAUAUCUACGAACCAACGCUGUCGCAAUUCAAACAGGCUGCAAGUCAGCAGGGCCGUCUGAGGAGAUUCUAUCCUGGAGGAGACCUGAUGGACUUCCUCUGUCAAGUUCAAGACUCACACACCAACCACCAGUCCACAGUCACACACCACAACAGCCUGGAAGUCCAGUGGUUUACUGUCACUGAGCGCACAUCCCUGUUGGCACAGCUGUCAGAUGGUGCUGGUAUGUUGGUGGUUCACGUGGCCUCUGACAGCAACCAGCCUGGAGUCGCUGUGUUGGAGGGCUCUGAAAAAAGCUCAGAGGCCCUUACACUGCAGGACGUCCUGCAGGUGCUUGGGCAGAGAGCUGAUGUUCCCUGGGGUGUUCACCUGCGGAUUCCCACUCUGCAGCUUCUAGAAGCUUCUCUCAGACUGCUGCACUCAGCCUACAGCAGGGAGGAGCUCUACAGGCCUGUCUGGAUCAGCAUGGAGGGUUCACAGAGCGCAGACAGCACAAACGAGUUUGUGUCUGCGGUAGAGAGGCUGUUUCCUUACGUCACUCUCGUCCUGACGGAGCUGAACUGGCCUCCUGUGAUCCCAGCAACAAUAACGGGUUUGUCACAAAGAGUGGCUCUGCAUCUGAACAGAGCAUCGCUGCCAGAGGGACAGGAGGUGAUUAACCAUCUGACGAGACUGAUAGAGAGAUACGACCUCCUUGUGGAGGAGGACACACGACCCAGUGCUGGAGCUUUUACAGCCUUUAAAGCGCUUAUGACUGAGCGCAGGGGGAGAACAAAUACAAACUUGUAUGUGACAUCGGCUCAGUCCUGAGGAUGGAUGUGACCAGACCAGAAAUAAAAUGGAAAUUUGCAGCAUA